AUGGUUCUGCUAGGUUCAAUAUUUUCACUGGUAAGAUCCCUUACAAGUGAACCAAUGGUAUCCCCACCUGCAGACAAAGUGAUGGAAGAAAAGCAAUUAAAUAUUCAAGACGAGAAGGAGUCAGAUAUACCAACGGUUGAUUCAAAUGUACAUCUUCAAACCCCAGACAUGUCAGAUCAAUCCUGUGAUGAAGCCAAGUUGAAUUCAGAACCUGAUGAAGCAUCAACUACUUGGACUAAAGAUUUGGAAAACGAAUUAAAACAAUUGGCAGGUCAAUCUAUUACUUUCAGUAAAGUAUUGACACAUUUCCCUGGAUUUGAUUGGAAAGAUAUUGGAGAAAAGAUACUAAAAACGAAAAUAAACAACAGUUUAUGGAAAAGAAAAUUAGUGUGUUACGAUCAACUAUUCAAGCAUGAGAAAGCAUUUGUGAUCCGUGCACAUUCAGGAAUUUUAUCCAGAAUCGAUGAUAAGAAACUCAAAUCUUGGAAGAAUCAUGAAAUUGAACAGCUUUUGUGCAAUUUAUAUGAAGAUCUCACUACCGAUGGAGUUAAAGCUUCAUUAACCAACAAGUCUCUUAAACAGGUGGCUGAAGCUAUUCAUGUAGUUGCACAUGUAGUAUCAUGGACACCAAAAGAAUUACAGUUUUUAAUGGAUAAUUUUGAAGAUCAAGAGAACCUUAAAAAAGGUUUAUUUUUCAGAAGUUCUGAUAGUAUCUACAACAAAUUGCGUUUGACAAAUCAGCUUAGCACUACUGCUAAAUCAUCAGGUAAAUCUAAACAUGAAGAUGCAUUAAAUAAAAUUUCCACAUUGCCCAUAAGUUUCUCCAAAGUAAUGGAACAGUUCCCUGCCGGUGAUUGGAAAGAUAUUGCCACAACAUUAUACAAGUUGACUGCUGAUAAUGAAAGCUCCAAUUGGUCGCAGAAGAUUGGUUGUUACUGUCUCGUAAACCAUUUUGACCAAUUCGCACGAGAAGAAAUUGACGAUGAAUUUUUGACUUCCAUUGGAUAUACAAAAAAUGAGUUUAAGAAAUUUAGGAAUAACUUAUGUAAAGCACUUGCUUUGCCAGAAUUCAAAAAGUGGUCUACCAAGGAGUUUGAAGAUUUUUAUUCUUUGUCUUUCCAUGAUCUUACUAGAGAUACAUUACGUCAAAAAUUCCCGAAAAAAAAUUUAACUGAUAUGAAAAAAUUUGUUUCUGUGUUUGAUUCGCAAAGGAACAACUUUAAUUCUGGAGAAAUUACUUACCUUGAACAAAAUUCAGAUGCAAAAAUUUCAGAAUUAAUGUUACACCUUCCUUGUCGUUCUAAGAAAAGUAUUUAUAAAGCAUUGGAUGAUCUUAAUAACCCCGAAUCAGAAGAAAACCCAGUUUUAUUACAACUACUCCAGCAUGAUCUUACAAUAGAUACCAUCAAAGAAAAUUUUCCCGAUGAGGACAUUGAAUCAAUCAUAAAUGAUAUCAAAAAUCACCCGGAAUUUGACAAGGAUAUGUUUACCAAAGGUGAAAAGGAGCUUAUGAAUUCUUUUGUACAUGCAAACAAGAAUGUUGAAGAGUGUUUGAAACAUUUCCCUGUUCGUGAUGAAAAAUCUAUUCGUCGUUUGCAUAAUGAAAGUCAGUAUCUUUCUGGAAGAAAAGUGAAAUUUGAAUCGCCGGAAGAAAGAUUGGCAUAUGAAGCAAAAUGGACUCUAAUAGCAACAGGAAGUUCCAAUAGUAGUCGUUCGAAAAGGGCAUUAAAAAGAUCUGCUGACUUUGAAGAGUUUACGAAAUUAGAACAAGAAGUUGCAGUCAAGCAUAUAAAAAAACCAAAACCAGAGUUAACUGAAGAAGAGUUGGCACUUAGAAGGGAAAAACAAGAGAAAGCACGACUUGCUAGGGAGAGAAAGAAAGAAGAAAGACGUAAACUUAUUGAACUUCGAAAGCUGGAAAAGAAACCCAAACCAAAGAAACAAACAACUUCAAAUGAAUUGAAAGACUUACUUACGGGUGCUGAAUAUUUUCAAUCAACAGUCGGCGAUAGAAAACAAGUUCAAGAAGGAGAAAAGCGUAAGAGAGUCCAGCCAGAACAUUACGAACCUGAAAUUCGUCAUUCUAAUAAUCCAGUUAAGUUAAAAACUACAAAUAGACAAGCAGAAAAGAUCAGGAUCAAAAAAGAGCUACAAAGAAAAGCACGAGCUGAAAAGGAAAAGGAGUUGGCCAUUAAAUCUAAAAACCAGAUCAAACAAUUGAAUUCAAAACGUAAGAAACAACAACUGCAAAAGAGAUCAAAAUCGAAAAUCCCAGAUGAUGAUGAAAUUAUUGCUGAAAUUAAAAGAAUAUAUAAUAUGGAAGCAGAACAGCAGCAAUUAGAUGAUUCUGAAGAGGAAGAAGAAUUUAUUAGUCCGUAUGAUCCUCCUGAUAUUACAUCUGAUUCCUUUGUUAAGUUAAAUGGUCGUCAAUUGUAUGUUUCUGAUUUUUAUUCUGAAGAACCAUCUAUUCCACAACUUGAAUUUGUUCAUAUGGAACAAAAUGAUGAAAACAAUGAAGAUUCAAAGGUUAAAACCAUGUCACCUGGAAAGUCGAUAAUGACAGCUGCUGAUGAUAAAAUCUUGUACGAAGAUAAUUUGGCCCUUGAGAUUGUUACCACACACAUGAGAUCGUAUCGAGACAUGCCAAUUUCCUUCCCACCGAUCCUUGAUCCUGUAACAAAAGAAAUCAAUCCUUUAAAUAUCAUUAAAAUAAGGUUUUUGUUAUAUCCGGAACACACGGAACUGUUUAUACUUGCAUCACCAAAAUCGAAUGAAUUGGAUCCUGUUCAAGAAAUUGCCAAGUUAUUCAUGAUACAAUGUUCGUUAUAUUUCUCCCAUUCAGAAGUCUUGAAGAAUAUCAUAAUGGAAGAUUAUUGUAAAAAGCUUGAAAAUUCCAUUGAAGAGAACGAUUUUGGUGAGUUUAUGGCUGUUAUUGAUAAAUGGAAUCAAUUGGUUUUGAAUCUUUCCCCAAAUACAAGCUCGAGUCAAAAAAUCUUGGAAUCCGGUGAAGAUAUUAACUCCGCUCCUCGAUACUACUUGAAUGAAGAAGAAGUGAAAACACCAACUGUUGCAGAUUUGAAAUUGGAUACUUUUUAUGAAGAAAUCAUGUAUGAAUCAGCUAGUCCUUCCUUCCAGCCAAUUGAAAUCAAAUUUGGAGAUGAUAUUACUGUCCCUGAUACCAAUAAUGAAGUAUCGUAUGAUAAUGUUGAUAUUCCAACAAAUAUUUCCCAGGUAUCUAGAAUUAUUAAACCAGAAGGUUAUAAUACUGAUUUUUUCAAAAGACUUCAGGAAAAGACCGAUGUUUCUAGAUAUACUAUUCAACAAAUACUUCUUCGAAUUUAUUCACGUGUUGUUUCUACAGAUUCUAGGAAAUUACGUUCUUAUAAAGCAUUUACUGCUGAAGUUUAUGGUGAAUUACUUCCUUCAUUUACUAGUGAAGUAUUAGAAAAAGUUAAUUUAUUACCAGGUCAAAAAUUUUAUGAUUUAGGUUCAGGUGUUGGUAAUACCACAUUCCAAGCCGCAUUAGAAUUUGGAGCAUCACCAAGUGGAGGAUGUGAAAUAAUGGAUCAUGCAUCAUAUUUAACUACAUUACAAACAGGAUUAAUUCAAAAACAUUUAUCAGUAUUGGGAUUACGUAAAUUAGAUUUGGAUUUUGAACUUCAUAGUAGUUUUGUUAAUAAUGAAAAGGUAAGACAAAGUUGUUUGGAAUGUAAUGUAUUAAUUAUUAAUAAUUAUUUAUUUGAUGGACCUUUAAAUGCAGAAGUUGGUAGAUUAUUAGUUGGUUUAAAACCAGGUACGAAAAUUAUUAGUUUAAGAAGUUUUAUAAGUCCAAGAUAUAGAGCUACUUUUGAUACUGUUUUUGAUUUUUUAAGAGUUGAAAAACAUGAAAUGAGUGAUGUUUUAUCAGUUAGUUGGACAGCUAAUAAAGUUCCUUAUUAUAUUUCAACUGUUGAAGAAUCUAUCUUGAAAGAAUAUUUAAGUAAAGAAGAAACUGCUGACAUUAGUGAAAGAUCUAAAUCUUCUAGUCCAGUUCAUGAUUUCGGUGGAAACAGAAAUUCAAUGUUGACUCCACCUACUGAUUCUUCAGAACUUGAAAAUUACAAAGAAUAG
Molecule: messenger RNA, 4110 nt
Organism: Candida tropicalis MYA-3404
Lineage: Eukaryota; Fungi; Ascomycota; Pichiomycetes; Serinales; Debaryomycetaceae
Gene: DOT1
Product: histone methyltransferase
Exons: 1
Coding region: 1-4110 (1369 amino acids)
Biological process (GO): DNA repair; regulation of transcription regulatory region DNA binding; DNA damage checkpoint signaling
Cellular component (GO): nucleus
Molecular function (GO): histone H3K79 methyltransferase activity
Source: RefSeq, a predicted model, not a curated record